AAAAAACGUCAGUUAUACUUAAAAAAAUAUAACCUGCAAUAUAAAUUUUAUGAAAUUACGUUGUUGUUAUUGUAUACGUUUAUAAUUAUACAAAAAGCAAGGUACUUCCGCGAAGAAGAUAUUGACGAAUUCAGGGAGUGUUUUUAUCUUUUUGCACAAGAUGGACAAAUAAAACGUCUUGAAGAGUUGACAAUUAUCAUGAGAUCUUUGGGUCUUAGUCCUACUACUGCUGAAUUAAGCAAAUAUAUGAAGGACAAAAACGGAAGAAUGUCAUUUGCUGAUUUUUUGGAAGUAAUGCAUUUACAAACAAGAGUAGAAGACUUACCAAAAGAAGUUAACGAUGCUUUUAAAGCCGCUGAUCAAUCCAGAAGUGGUUUAAUUCCCGCACGGCAAUUAGCACAUAAUUUAUUGAAUUGGGGAGAAAAAUUGACUAAUAAAGAAGUGGAGCAAAUUUUCCGAGAAGCUAAUGUAUCUCUAAAUGGAAAUAUAAAAUAUGAAGACUUUGUAAAGAUAGCGUGUGCUCCAAUUCCUGACUAUUAUUAA
Cotesia congregata is the source of this 543-nucleotide messenger RNA. NCBI's taxonomy places the organism in Eukaryota, Metazoa, Arthropoda, Insecta, Hymenoptera, Braconidae. The record is from the annotation of a GenBank genome assembly.